This is a messenger RNA of Meyerozyma guilliermondii ATCC 6260, 1557 nucleotides long. Its product is annotated as MFS transporter. Gene Ontology annotation, molecular function: fluconazole transmembrane transporter activity. The coding region runs from base 1 to 1557 and encodes 518 amino acids. The record is from RefSeq and is a predicted model, not a curated record. Gene Ontology annotation, biological process: xenobiotic detoxification by transmembrane export across the plasma membrane. The transcript has a single exon. Lineage: Eukaryota; Fungi; Ascomycota; Pichiomycetes; Serinales; Debaryomycetaceae.
AUGUUACGACACUUUAUCAGAGAGAGUUUCUUUGGAUACUGCUACGAACAGGUGACCGGAAAAUAUCUAUUUGCAAGUUCAGCACCUCAAUUAAAGUGGGAUGAUGAUUCCAUAGAAACUCUUGAAGGAGCCUCCUCAAAAGAGAUCAAUAGUAUUGGAUGGGAUGGACCUGAUGAUAAAGAAAACCCUUACAACUGGUCAAUGGCAGCAAAACUCUUCGUUGCUGUCCAGCUUUCCCUUUUGCAAUUUUCAGUAUACAUGUGUGCGGCAAUCUACACUCCUGGUGCCGAAGAGCUCAUGAAAGAAUUCGAUAUUAAUUACACUUUGGCAAUGCUUCCGUUGACAGUUUAUGUCAUUGGUUAUGGUAUGGGAACCAUGAUCUUUUCCCCAUUCUCGGAGAACCCAUUAAUUGGUAGAAAUUCCGUUUACGCUGUCACAACGUUCAUAUUCGUUGUGUUGCAAAUCCCAAUCGCUUUGUCCAAGAAUAUUGCCCUGUUUGCUGUUUUAAGAUUUUUAGCGGGAUUCUUUGGUUCGACUCCAUUGGCAAAUGUUGGUGCUUCUUUUACAGACAUGGUAAGUGCUCCAUUCAUGCCCGUUGGUCUCGGUGUAUGGGGAGUGGUUUCUCUCUCAGGACCAGCCUUGGGUCCAUUUUUCGGAUCUUUACUUAUAAACGAGAGAAACUGGAGAUGGACUUUCUGGUUUACUUUGAUCGUGUCUGGAAGCACCUUGUGCAUCUUAGUUUUUUUCUUGCCUGAAACUCAUGCCGAUACUCUACUCUAUCGCAAGUACAAGCGGAUCGUGAAACAAACUGGAAAAACCGAUAUUUAUUGCGAAGCAAAGGAAAAGAUUAAUAAGGAUGUGAUGGCUUCACUCAAGGAAAUGCUUUGGAGACCUUUGGUUAUUUCAAUUGUUGAACCUGUGGUGCUCUUGAUCAACAUCUACAUUUGCUUGGUAUACUCGGUAUUGUAUCUUUGGUUCGAGGCAUUCCCUAUAGUGUUUUCCGAAGUGCAUCACUUUACAAAAGUACAAACAGGAGCAUGUUACCUCAGUUUGUCCGUUGGAGUUGGACUUGGUACAAUUCCCUACUUGAUUUACUUGUACAAAAACUAUACCAAAGCUUUGCUCCGUGGUGAUACGGUGUAUCCCGAGGUAUUUAUUCCGUUAUCUAUCGUGGGAAACCAGCUAAUGACUGCUGGAAUCCUCAUUUUUGGCUGGACAGCUUCUGCAAAAUUACAUUGGUUCCCUCCUAUGAUUGGAGCAGCGCUUUGCGGUGCCAGUAUGAUUAUCAACUUCCAGUCUUUCCUCAACUACUUGGGUAUGAGUUUCCCCAGAUACGUCGCCUCGGUGUUUGCUAGCAACAAUUUGGUUCGUUCCGUCGUUGCUGGUGUAUUUCCAUUAUUUGGGCGAUCUUUAUACAAGAAUCUCAGCACUCCAAAUUAUCCUGUUGCAUGGGGUGCAUCCGUUUUGGGUUUCUUGUCGCUAGCCAUGAGUGCUAUUCCGGUUUUGUUCUAUCUCAAUGGGCCAAAAUUACGUGCCAGAUCAGACUACGCUGGUUAG